AUGUGCAAACUAGACUACUAUAAACAAACGUCAGCGGGUCUAGACUCACGCUGCCUUCGCUCUCAAUCUGUCGACCAGGAGCCUCUUCUGUCAGUUUCACCAUCCUUCAACCAUCUAGAUUGCAUCCUGAUCAUGGCUGUGACCAACCAACCAGGCAGAUACGCACCCUCCGACUUCCAGACGGGCUUGUGUGAUUUCUGCGAUGACUGUGGAACUUGCUGCUACGGUCUGUUCUGCUACGCGUGCCUCGGCUGCUCCAUCGCCAGUGCCAUGGACGAGUGCUGCCUGUGUGGUCUGACCGUGACAAUGCGUAGCGUCUACAGGACCAAAUACAACAUCAAUGGCUCGAUGUGCAACGACUUCAUGACAGUCUUGUGCUGUCCAGUCUGUUCCACCUGCCAACUGAAGAGAGAUAUUGACCGCAGGAAGGAGCAAGGCUCUUUCUGAACGGACGCCGUCGCCUGACAAGUUGUAAACGUGGAUUGCCGAGCUCGUGGAAGCAUCUGUAGAUACAGCCCAUCCCCUCUCUGAUUCAAAUGUUCAUGGAGGGUGUAUUCAGUAUAAUUUAGCCGUUUAUGGUGUUGUAAAAAUGGACUAUCCUUCAGAUUCUUUUCUUGAAAGAAAUGACAUUCAUCUCUUCCAGUCAGUUAAGCAUUAGUCAGCAGGGACACACCACAGGAGUGGUUAACAGCGUCAUGAUUCACCGCUUGUGGAUCUCUGUCUGUGUUGUCUUUAGCAGUUGACAGGAUGUGGAUUAAAUGUGUUCCUUAAAUAAAAACCGUUAUAUUUGAA
Molecule: messenger RNA, 792 nt
Organism: Cottoperca gobio
Lineage: Eukaryota; Metazoa; Chordata; Actinopteri; Perciformes; Bovichtidae
Gene: plac8.2
Product: placenta associated 8, tandem duplicate 2
Exons: 6
Coding region: 1-447 (148 amino acids)
Source: RefSeq, a predicted model, not a curated record